This is a messenger RNA of Centropristis striata (black sea bass), 765 nucleotides long. Its product is annotated as trypsinogen-like protein 3. The transcript is spliced from 5 exons. NCBI's taxonomy places the organism in Eukaryota, Metazoa, Chordata, Actinopteri, Perciformes, Serranidae. Gene Ontology annotation, molecular function: serine-type endopeptidase activity. Bases 1 to 765 code for a protein of 254 amino acids. The record is from RefSeq and is a predicted model, not a curated record. Gene Ontology annotation, biological process: proteolysis.
AUGAAACUUCUUCUUCUACUGGUUGCUUUGGGGCUCGCAGGAGCGGCUCCCCUGGAGGACAGCAAGGAGUGCCAGCCUCACUCCAGACCGUGGCACGUCAGGCUGCAUGGUGGAGGGGCGUCCUGCAGUGGAGCGCUCAUCAACGACCUGUGGAUAGUAACCUCCUUUGAAUGUUCACCCACAUCCUACAGCACCGUAGCAUCUCUGGGGGAACAUGACGGGACUGUGGAUGAGGGCACCGAGCAGCACAUUCUUGUUGCUGAUGUGAUCCAACACGGUCCCUACCGCUCACCCUUACACAGCCUCACCCUGGUGCGUCUGGCUGAGCCCGCCCGCUUCACCGCGUCCGUCCAGCCCAUCCCUCUGGCCAGCCGCUGCCCCGAGCCUGGAGACACCUGCCACGUCAGCGGCUGGGGAUCCACCACCCCAUAUCAACAUGGACGGUCUCGUGGCCUGAAGUGUAUAACUGUUCCUGUGGUGUAUGACCAGACCUGCAUGAACACAUUCCCAGAGUACCUGUACUGGAGUCCUUAUAUGGUCUGCGCUGGUCGAUUAAACACAGAUAACUGCUUGACUGGUUCUGCCAACGUGAUGGUGUGCGAUGGCGAGCUGCAGGGCGUGCUGUGGAUGAAUCACGGCUGCUGGAACCCAGCUCACCCCACCGUCUACAGCAAACUGUGCCUGUACAACAACUGGAUCAAAAACGUGAUGAACAACUACGUGCCCACUCUGCCGACAGAGACCACUCCGGUGACGAUGACAUGA